AUGCGGCCAGUCCCGCCCUCCCCCGUCACCGGGGACACUCGUCCCCCUCACCCACUCCCCACUCUGGCCCCCAGAGCCCUGCCAGGGCCGGGACUGCGACCGCUCUCGCAGAAGCCCAGCCGGGUACGGGGCCCGAGCGGGGCCGGCCGCGCUCCUCCCCCCGUGCCGAGCCCAGCCUGUGAGGUUCCCCGACUGCUCCGAGGCCGGGACACGUUUGUGCUCAGCCACACACUGGCUCCUGCUCCCAGCCCCCACAGAGCCACAGGCCCCCGGCCUUCCCAAGGAGCCCCAGCUGCUCGCACUCUCCCCAGCAGCCAGUCUGCCGGACGCCCGGCCCAGAGCAGCCCCUCGCACCGAGGCAGGAGAGCGUCUGUGUGGGGCUUCCCCCUCCCCCCCGAUGAGGGAACUUGGCUCAACACGUGCACGAGCACCCGAGGACUAUGUGCCCUCCCCCACUGCUCCCCAUCAGGAGACACAGAGCCUGGGAUGGGGGAGCCUCGAGGCCGGGCCACCAGAUGGAGGGAGCCAGCCCCCGACAGCAGGAGAGCCAAGGUCCAACAAACCCCGAGAUCUCGGCCUCUGGGAGAAGCACCACCAAGCACUGCUGGGAAAACUGGGGAAAGUGCAGCCAACCCGGGCGGAGACCAGCGCCCCCCACCCGGCACCCCCCGAGGGCAGAACGGGUCAGAUUCAGGCAGCAAGCAGGGAGAGCGAGGACGCCCGGGAAAGAGGGCAGAGGCUGGCGGGCGCGUGGGGAGAGCGGGCACUGGGGCACUGCAGGGGGGUCCGGGAGCCCGGGACUAUCGGGCUGCAACCCCCCGGCCCCUGCACCGUCCCUAUGGGGCUGCAUCCCGGAAUCCACACAGCAAAGUGCCCGUGGCAGCCCCUCCGGCGGAAGCCGGCAGCAAGUGCUCUAGCCAGGGCCAGGCGGCUCCAUCUUCCCUGGCCUCAGAGCCUCCCGUGGCUCGCAGCCCCCACCAGGCAGCGCCCGCACCCUGCCCCCGGAUGCCCUUCCCAGCUAACCCGGUCCUGGCCUCUCAGUGCCUUACGUGCCCAGGGGACUCCUGCCCCCUCUCCGGGGCCCCCGGACCCAGGGCCCCACAUGCCUUCAGCCCACUGGCAGCUCCCAGGAGACAGAAAAGCUCCCCAAGAGCCCCGGAGAAAGGCCGGCAGGGCCAGAAAAGCCAAGCCCGGGGCCCGCAGCUGGCCCAGUUUGCCUCGGACUCCCUGCUGGCUGGCUCCGGGCAGGCUGGGCUGUGGCUCGUGCCUUUGCCUAGCCCAGGCCUCACACGCCCCAGCCCCGGGACUGACCCACCACGUUCCGGGCUGGACAGAGCCGAGCCACGAGCAGAGCUGGGCAAGGCCUGCCCCUGUGCACCACCACCCCCCAGCCAGAUUGGGUCGGCCUGGGCCGAGGGGGAGGGCCCACUCCUCAGUCAAUCAUCAGCCCAGGUGAUUCCUGGCUUCUGCCCCUUUGCCCCCACCCAGCAACACCCAGAGCAGAUGUGGCUCCUGGCGGCCGAUUCUACCCAAAGGUCCAGAAGAACAAGGGCGAGGGGGCUGGUGGGAGCCUGGUCCUGUGCACGAGGGGCCUCCCUCCCGGCAGGCCCAGAAUGGGCACGGGCAGCCCCCCACGGACCCCAGAGGCUGUUCCCAGGCUUGCUGCCUUCAGAGGCGCCCCGGGAGGCACAGCGGCCCAAAGGCAGACAAGCCAGCAGGGCCUCCCCCGGUGAGUGGGAGCAGCAGUCCCCUCAGUGCUGCUGCGAGAAUGAGGAAGGAAAACCCGAACCGCAUCAGUCCCGGCUGGAGAAGGGACACGGCCUCCUGGGGAGCCGGAACCCCUCAGCCCGGACACGGCGGCCGGGAACCAGCCUGCGGCCCCUGGAGAACGGCGCCUCCUGCGGCCAGGCUGUCCAAAGAGCAGGACUCUGGCCCCGGCCCGGCUUCCUCACUGGGAAGGCGAGAACGGUCCCACCGUGUCCCAGGGAGGACGGGGAGGAGCACUCUCUAACCGAGGCCCCAAAGAGAUCAAAGAGAAAGGAAACAGAUGCCCGGGCAGCUCUUGGCGUGGCUGCCCAACAACCAGGGCGCCAAGAAGGGCACCAACGUUCAGCGCCCCGGGAAGAUGGGAAGGAGCCAGGGCCCCAAGACAAACACCUCUGGGAGGCACAAGAUCCACCCGCUGACUGGCCAUGGCUGCAGAGGGAGUCCCACCAGAAUCUUGGGGGGGAGACCUACUUUCUGGGGUGUCCGGGGGGAGGGGGCGGGUACCGGGCCUCACUUCAAAGCGCCUUCAAGGGCCAAGCAGGGAAGCAGAAGAGAUGCAAGAAGGGAGAGCGAGCCCCUCUGGGCCCGCCUGCCCUGGGCACCCUCUGCAGCAGACACUUCCCCGGGCCCCGUGGACCGCUCCGGGCAUUCCCGGCCCCCUCCAUCCGUGCCAGCCUGGCUUCCCAGGAAGCGUCCAAGGAAGGCAGCGUGGCUGCUACAGGCCGAUUCCCCAGAAAGAAGGAGACCCAGGCGGCCCAGAACAGCUCCGGGCUGCAGGAGGCAAGUUUGCACAAACCCUUGCACCAGCAGACCCUCCCUGGGGCCCCGGGCUCCCGCGGCACGCAGAGGGGCCCAGGAGGCAUCUGGGGGCGACCCUCACGGAGCCGGGCAGGGAAGGGGCCUCCUGCUGGGCCCGAAUCUCCUAGGCCCCAGAGAGACGCCUUCAGAGGCCUGAAAACAGCCAACAGGGGCCCCAAAGGCGGCCCCUGA
Molecule: messenger RNA, 2757 nt
Organism: Sarcophilus harrisii (Tasmanian devil)
Lineage: Eukaryota; Metazoa; Chordata; Mammalia; Dasyuromorphia; Dasyuridae
Product: basic proline-rich protein-like
Exons: 9
Coding region: 1-2757 (918 amino acids)
Source: RefSeq, a predicted model, not a curated record